AGGCUCUUAAUUUGAGUGUAGGGGGGUAAAAUUUAGGGUUUCAUCAAAAUAUAUACACAAAGAGAUAUGGGUGGUUGUUCUCCCGCUGCAUACAUUCACAUGGUGCAAUACAUGAUAGAAAAAUGUUUGAUUUUCAACAUGAGCAAAGAGGAAUGCAUGAAAGCUCUUUCUGAGGAUGCAAACAUCAAUCCCGUCAUCACCUCCACUGUGUGGACGGAGCUAGUGAAAACGAACAAGGAAUUCUUCGAGACUUACGAGCGGAAGCGUACAAAAAAUGAGUCAAUGUCGGAGGAAGAGACAAACAAGAUGAUCCAGAAGAUUAUCUCUGAUUCAUCAGACGACGACUAAAUGUGAUACUUCUUCAAAACAACCACUCCAUUAUGAUAUGUAUUAUAUAUGUUAAUCUUUUUGUUUCUUUCUCUGCGUCAGUCCAACAAUAAAGACACCAAAAACUGAGAGUGAUGGUGAUCCUUUUACGGUACAUAAAUACUCAUCACUACCUUUUUAAGUUGUAUGUGUGUAUUUGCGUAUAUGAUAUAAUUCAAUAAAUACACUGAGCAAUCAUU
This is a messenger RNA of Raphanus sativus (radish), 566 nucleotides long. RefSeq lists its product as uncharacterized. The record is from RefSeq and is a predicted model, not a curated record. NCBI's taxonomy places the organism in Eukaryota, Viridiplantae, Streptophyta, Magnoliopsida, Brassicales, Brassicaceae. Gene Ontology annotation, biological process: developmental process. The coding region runs from base 67 to 348 and encodes 93 amino acids. The transcript has 3 exons.